AUGGAAUUAAAUGGAAGUGCACACAGAAAAAUGGCAAUUAAAAGAGCUGAUGACUUUGAUAAUACUCAAUCAUUCCAUUUGGACGUAAGAAUGAUUAAAAUAUUAGAAGAGCUCCAAGAAGGAAAGCAAUUCACUAAUAAAAAAAUUUUCCCAAAAGGAACGUUAUACAUGAAAGUAUCUCUCGACUAUUUUUACUUUCGAAGUAACUUAUCGAGGUUCUGUCUUCACCUGGACAAGAUAAAAGUACUUAUUAGAACAGGUUUUCACGCCAUGUAUAUUUUUUGCGUCAUGGAAGAAAAUCUUUUAAACUUAGUGUAUAACGACGAUGUAUUAGAAAUAUGCCUACCACGAUUUAUUUUAAGGGAGGAAUUGAAGAUUUUUAAUAAUAGUUUUUACACUUACCACGAUAACUGCUUACGCAUUUUUCAAGAAGACGUUUCCCAGCUCUUUAAAAAAAUAGAGUUUAAAACUUCCGCACUAUGUUUUACACUUGAAGAAUUAUCUAUGGCAAACUCAGAAGCCCUGCCUCAAAGCUUAAGAUUAGCUGAACUGUUACAAUGUGAUAACAAAAUGGAGGGGAGUGUGCUGCAACGACAAGACUUUGUAGUCACUAUGGAGAUCAAGCUGACUAAGACACAGAUUACCUUCCUAAUUGGAAGUAAAGGGACGAGAAUAGAAAGCUUGAGAGAAGAAUCUGGUGCCAGCAUAAAAAUAAUACCUAUUAGCGAAAAAAUGACUAUACAUGAAAAGCACCACCCUGACACUGUUCAGCAAACAAUAUUAAUAUCAGGUGACUUAUACUCAAUUGCCCUAGCCAUAACUAGCAUAGAAUCCGCACUGAUUACUUUAGGUCUAUAA
Messenger RNA from Saccharomyces mikatae IFO 1815, 858 nucleotides. RefSeq names its product Mer1p (gene MER1). Gene Ontology annotation, molecular function: RNA binding. The transcript has a single exon. The coding region runs from base 1 to 858 and encodes 285 amino acids. The record is from RefSeq and is a predicted model, not a curated record. Lineage: Eukaryota; Fungi; Ascomycota; Saccharomycetes; Saccharomycetales; Saccharomycetaceae.